Molecule: messenger RNA, 856 nt
Organism: Aplosporella prunicola CBS 121167
Lineage: Eukaryota; Fungi; Ascomycota; Dothideomycetes; Botryosphaeriales; Aplosporellaceae
Exons: 6
Coding region: 26-616 (196 amino acids)
Biological process (GO): tubulin complex assembly; protein folding; microtubule-based process
Cellular component (GO): prefoldin complex; cytoplasm
Molecular function (GO): tubulin binding
Source: RefSeq, a predicted model, not a curated record
CGCGGGAGGCACCAAGUUCGCAGCCAUGGCAACCACCGCGUCGGGGUCUAGCAAAGAUGCGCCCACCAAUCCCCGUGGCAUUCCGUUCGCGCCCUUCGUCGACAAGGUCGAGGACUAUGUCACCUCGCGCGCCGAGGUCGAGGGCACCUUGAAGAGCUUCCAGGAGAUGAUCUCGAAAUACCAGUUCAUGGAGGUCAACACGCAGCGCCGGGCCGCGGGCCUGAAGGACAAGAUCCCGGACAUCCAGAAGACGCUGGACACGGUGCAGUUCAUGAAGACGCGCAAGCCGGGCUCUGAUCCCAUCGAGACGACGUUCGAGCUGAACGACACGCUGUACGCGAAGGCGCAGAUCCCGCCUACGGAGGAGGUCUACCUCUGGCUUGGCGCAAACGUCAUGCUGUCGUACCCUAUUCCUGAGGCCGAGACGCUGCUGGACCAGAAGCUCAAGACGGCGCAGCAGAGCCUCGCCAACUGCGAGGAGGACCAGGAUUUCCUACGCGAGCAGAUCACGACGCUCGAAGUCGCCACGGCACGCGUGUAUAACUGGGACGUUGCGCAGCGGCGCAAGGAGAAGAACGAGUUCGAGGAGUCGCAGGCUGCUGCCAAGUCGGACUGAGCGCUUAGGAGUGGCGUCGUUGAGGGAGCCUGAAUCGAGGUCUCCAUCACUUCGCCGUUUCUCUGCCCUCGAGCACAAGACAAGUGGUACCCGCGUAAAGUCAUCGCCAUCCUCCUUAUGGGAGCCGGAUACAACGCUAUCCGACUUGCAAUGCCAUUGUGGCUGCGGGUGCGUAGAUGUCUCCGAGCGGAGAGAUGCCGGUGUAUAUAACAUUGAGCCAAUCUAAAAAGUUACCGCUGA